Messenger RNA from Drosophila bipectinata, 1163 nucleotides. RefSeq names its product lethal (3) 73Ah (gene l(3)73Ah). Gene Ontology annotation, cellular component: PRC1 complex. NCBI's taxonomy places the organism in Eukaryota, Metazoa, Arthropoda, Insecta, Diptera, Drosophilidae. Gene Ontology annotation, biological process: regulation of transcription by RNA polymerase II. The record is from RefSeq and is a predicted model, not a curated record.
GAUUAACUAUCGUCCAUCCCUAACUCACACGUACACAUAAUUUAGUCGUGAUUUCUUUUAUUUGUUUCGAAUUACUGCUAAAAACCAAACAAAUUGCAACCUAAACCUGCUGGCCACCAUGCCGAGUGCCUGUUAUAACGUGCGCGAGCGUUCGAAUUAAACGGUAGCAAGCGGCGCCGCCGUUUUAACCUUUUUCCGCCGCGGAGUGGGGGAUCGAAAAAUCAAGCUCUGCAGCGGUGUAGGAGUAUAUAUAAAACUGAAGAGAUCGGCCGGUUUGGGUAAACAGCAUGGAGCGGCGCGUGAAGCUGAAGACGAUCAACCCGCACAUCACGUGCAAGAUAUGCGGGGGCUACUUCAUCGAUGCCACCACGGUUACGGAGUGUCUGCAUACAUUCUGCAAAAGUUGCCUAGUGAAGCAUCUAGAGGAGAAGAAAACAUGCCCCACCUGCGACAACAUCAUUCACCAGUCCCACCCGCUGCAAUACAUCAGCUUCGAUCGCACCAUGCAGGACAUUGUGUACAAACUGGUGCCGAAACUGCAAGAAGACGAGUCGCGAAGAGAGCGAGACUUCUACAAGAGCAGAAACAUGCCAUGUCCGAAGGAUAUAACGCAAAACCACGAGGACGACAACGAGAAGGUGAUGGAGGCGCAUGCAGAGUCCGACUUCCAUCGCCUCGACGAGCAGGUGAACGUGUGCCUCGAAUGCAUCAGCAACAACUUCAAGAGCUUGCAGCGCCGCUUUAUCCGCUGCAGUUCGCAGGCGACGAUAACGCAUCUCAAAAAGCUGGUGGCCAAGAAGAUCUUAAAUGGGAUCGAAAAGUAUCGAGAGAUCGACAUUUUGUGCAACGAGGAGCUGCUGGGAAAAGAUCACACGCUGAAGUUCGUCUAUGUGACGCGCUGGCGCUUUAGAGAUCCACCGCUUCGGCUACAGUUUCGUCCCCGGGUUGAGCUUUAACGGAUGGGACGCUGUUUUCUAGUAUAAUGCCACACAAAUGAUCUAUUUUUAUAAUUUAUUGAAAAAGCGUAAUAUCGUAAUUAGGAGAGAGUCGCUAGUGUUAGGUCCCCAAAUCCAUACCCAAACCCAAACCAAUCCAUGUGUGUAUGUGUAAAUGUGCAUGUAUAAAGUCUUAAUUAUAUGGUUAUUCCUCUUAGACUAAGUAAA